Daldinia childiae is the source of this 1194-nucleotide messenger RNA. RefSeq names its product ATP-dependent RNA helicase eIF4A. The coding region runs from base 1 to 1194 and encodes 397 amino acids. NCBI's taxonomy places the organism in Eukaryota, Fungi, Ascomycota, Sordariomycetes, Xylariales, Hypoxylaceae. The record is from RefSeq and is a predicted model, not a curated record. The transcript has 4 exons. Gene Ontology annotation, molecular function: RNA helicase activity; RNA binding; ATP binding.
AUGGCUACCGACAAGGGGCUCGAGGAUAUCGAGCAAUCCCAGAUCGAGUCUAACUAUGACGAGACUGUCGACUCCUUCGAUGAGAUGAACCUCAAGGCCGAGUUGCUACGAGGUGUCUAUGCUUAUGGAUUCGAGCGUCCUUCUGCUAUUCAGCAGCGCGCGAUCAUGCCGGUAAUCAAGGGUCACGAUGUAAUUGCGCAGGCCCAGUCUGGUACUGGCAAGACCGCUACUUUCUCUAUCUCCGUUCUCCAGAAGAUCGACCCGAACGUCAAGCAGUGCCAGGCCCUUAUUCUGGCUCCUACCCGUGAGCUGGCUCAACAGAUUCAGAAGGUCGUUGUCGCUAUUGGCGACUUCAUGAGCAUUGAGUGCCAUGCCUGCAUCGGCGGAACUAGCGUCCGUGAUGACAUGAAGGCCCUUCAGGAAGGCCCCCAGGUCGUUGUCGGCACUCCCGGCCGUGUCCAGGAUAUGAUUCAGCGACGAUUCCUCAAGACUGACGGCAUGAAGAUGUUCGUUCUUGACGAAGCCGAUGAGAUGCUUUCUCGUGGUUUCACCGAGCAAAUCUACGAUAUCUUCCAACUUCUUCCUCAGUCCACCCAGGUCGUUCUUCUAUCUGCCACCAUGCCCCAGGAUGUUCUUGAGGUCACAACCAAGUUCAUGCGAGACCCCGUCCGCAUUCUCGUCAAGAAGGACGAGCUUACCCUUGAGGGUAUCAAGCAAUUCUACAUUGCUGUCGAGAAGGAGGAGUGGAAGCUCGACACUCUCUCCGAUCUCUACGAGACCGUCACCAUCACGCAGGCAGUUAUCUUCUGCAACACCCGUAGAAAGGUUGACUGGCUUACUGAUAAGCUCACUGCCCGUGACUUCACUGUGUCGGCUAUGCACGGUGACAUGGACCAGGCCCAGCGUGAUCUUAUUAUGAAGGAGUUCCGAUCCGGUUCUUCUCGUGUUCUGAUCGCCACUGAUCUUCUGGCCCGUGGUAUCGACGUCCAGCAGGUGUCUCUAGUCAUCAACUACGAUCUCCCUGCUAACCGUGAGAACUACAUCCACCGUAUCGGUCGUGGUGGUCGAUUCGGCCGAAAGGGUGUUGCCAUCAACUUCGUUACCGCUGAGGACGUCCGAAUGAUGCGUGAGAUCGAGCAGUUCUACAGCACCCAGAUCGAGGAGAUGCCGAUGAACGUGGCCGACCUCAUCUAA